GGCUCCGUUGUUUGGCGGGGUUGGCGCUACAAAUGCAAAGUCAUUGUGUGUUAGCUAUCAGAGGCGCCGGUUCCACGCGAAGUCGUUAGAGCGAAAGAGAUCGCGGGACAGAUAACAUCCUGAUCCAGCGUCUCUGAGCCUCAUGGACACGCAAGUUGGGGGCGCCCAGCUGCUACUAAGCCGCGCCAGCACUCUGAACCUGCACACGGGAAACCUGGUGAACCGGAUCCGCCUUAGGAAGUGUCCGGCUUCACCUUACGAAGAGCUUCAAGACUGUAUUCAAGCUACUUUGAAUGAAUGGUCCACCACAGUACCCACAAGUCUAGACAAGGAUCCACCCAGCACGCUUGACGUGUGUCUUGCUGAUGCUACAGAUGCCAUAACACCAGAUGAAAGAGAUGAGCUGAAGGUGACAGUGAAGCUGUUUCUGACUGGGUCAGACUAUUCUUCCAUCAGAAGUGCAGUAGAUCUUGCCUGUGUGUCGCUGGGGGUAUCCCAGCUAGACUCGGUGAUCAUUGCUCCCCCUCAACUGCCUGAAGGAGAGAGCCUUGCAUUGCAGUGCCUUCAGCCCAUUUGGAUGGAGUUGGAGGGCCUGGUGCAGAGCAGCAAGAUUGCUGCUAUUGGCACAUCUGAUCUGGACAAACUGCUCUUAGAACAACUCUACAUGUGGGCUCAGAUUAAGCCCAGCAGUAAUCAGGUGAACCUGGCUUCCUGUUGUGUGAUGCCUCCAGAUUUGACAGCAUUUGCAAAAGAAUAUGACAUUCAGCUGCUCACUCACAAUGACUCCAAAGAACUGAUUUCAGCUGCAAGCUUCCAGAAAGCGAUACAGGAAGGCACACAGAAACUGGAGGGGGCUGACUGGGAACUGCAGUGGGUCCUGCGCUAUUCUGUUAUUGUUAAAAGCAGAGGAAUCAUCAGGUCAAAGGGCUACCUCCUCCAGGCUAGAAGGAACAACUUGUAGCUUGUUCACUGUCAGCCAUUUGUCCACUGUUCUGUGAGCUGUAAAAUUCCAUUGUCUGCAGUGGAAUCUGUAAUGUCACAUGCAGUGAAGCAUCUGGAAAAGUAGUACAAUAUUGUAUGAGUGGCAUGAACAUUGCCUUCUAAUUUACUGUCAGUAUGGUUCAGGCAGAUGCAUGAACCAUGAAUUUAAGCUCUAACACUGAAGACUUCAUUGUUAUGCCAAGUAAUGUGGUUAUGAAGUUUAAAAUCUUAAAGUACAUGGUAAAAUAAAACUAAGCAUGGUGUCCAGGAAAGCAUGAGCAUUUUCAGUAGCUACAUCUUGAGUUAGGAUGUCAUGUUAACUUAAGAUGAGGGUCUCUACUGUCGAGUGGCUUUAAAAAGUUUAACCUGAACCGAGUGCAGGAACUUUUAACUUAUCUGAACUUUUGUAUAUGACAUCUUAUAGCUCCUUUCAUUAAGCAGAUUUUGAAUGGAGUAGUCUCUACAUCAAUGUAAUGGUUUGGAAAUGAAUGGGGAAGUUCAAAGUUAAAAAUACUUAGUGGCAUCAGAAGUACACUUCUCUUUACAUAAAUCUUUAGAAUCUGCUUUACAUUAAAUGAAAAUGCUCUUUGGGUUUACCCUCUAGGUGGACUGAUAACAGCCUCCUGGCAUUUGUGGUUCUAAGUUUGGUUUCUCUUCAUUUACAAAAGUAAAAAUCACUGCUUUGAGCUUCCCCCUGCCUUUUUUUUUUUUUUUAUUUUUUUAAUUGUGUAUUUUGGUACCUUUUCAAUAUGAACAUUCUAAACAGGGUCCAAGUUGUCUUGAAAUAUUAAUAGUUCUGUACAUAUGUAAUACUGCCUUUUCUUAUAGUAAAAUUAAAUGGUGACUAUGGGUGUUACUUGUUUAAAUUUUAAAAUGCAGGCUACGAAUGUCCAACUUGCAUACAACUCAGUUACGAACCAACCCCAGUAAAGCCUAUUAUAUUAAAAAUUCGAGUUACGUAAAA
Molecule: messenger RNA, 1945 nt
Organism: Scleropages formosus (Asian bonytongue)
Lineage: Eukaryota; Metazoa; Chordata; Actinopteri; Osteoglossiformes; Osteoglossidae
Gene: gclm
Product: glutamate-cysteine ligase, modifier subunit
Exons: 7
Coding region: 143-961 (272 amino acids)
Biological process (GO): glutathione biosynthetic process
Cellular component (GO): glutamate-cysteine ligase complex
Molecular function (GO): glutamate-cysteine ligase catalytic subunit binding; enzyme regulator activity
Source: RefSeq, a predicted model, not a curated record